Messenger RNA from Mya arenaria, 6613 nucleotides. RefSeq lists its product as uncharacterized. NCBI's taxonomy places the organism in Eukaryota, Metazoa, Mollusca, Bivalvia, Myida, Myidae. Gene Ontology annotation, cellular component: cytoplasm. Gene Ontology annotation, biological process: N-acylphosphatidylethanolamine metabolic process. The transcript is spliced from 2 exons. The coding region runs from base 257 to 1477 and encodes 406 amino acids. The record is from RefSeq and is a predicted model, not a curated record. Gene Ontology annotation, molecular function: glycerophospholipid phospholipase A1 activity; A2-type glycerophospholipase activity.
UUGAACGCUAAGAUCCACUCAGGAUUGUACGCACUACAAGGCGGUUUAAAGCUGCAGUUUAUUUCUAAAAAUAUUAGUGUGACUUUAUAUGUCAAACAUGUAUGAGGAGUGUUGUUCGAAAGGAAUUACCGUUCCGAACUGUUCUAUUUGUGGCGUGUGCAUUGUAGCAAAUUCUGUAUUUCUGUGAUUGAAACACUCGACUGGAAAACAGCAGUGAAGUAUUCUGCAUAGUGUACCGUGUGUUUAUCAACGAGACAUGGAGUCCCCGGACGGGCCGAUGGAAGCGACUAUGAUUAGAUUGCGCCAGCUUGGUCUUGACGACCUCCAAAGACCCACUGAUUUGCAGUCGAUUAUCUAUGAAAGAAAAGAGAAAAGAGAUGAUUUCGGACCAAUGCAUACAGAUUCAACAGAAGAAGAUAUUAAUCAGCCGGAUUAUAAAUUAGAAGGUCCUGACGAGUUCGGAAAAUGUGCAGAAUGCGUCAAAGCUGUACCUGUUUUCGCAUAUGAUGAUAUGGAGGUCGGUGAUCAUAUUACUUUUUAUGGAAGAUUGUAUGAUCACCAUGCGAUUGUGAUUCAAAAACUAGGUGAAAACCAGAUCAAAAUCAUCGAAGCCACGAAUACACCAGCCGGGGCAGUCUUUGGUCUUAUGUUCUGGAAAAAAGCUUUCAUUGAGGAAACUGUGAAGACGCUUGAUUACGCAAACGAUAUAAUUAACGUUGUUGUUUACAAGAAUCGGGUGUUCACGAAGGCCAAGGUUGCAAGACGUGCGAGAGUGUAUUGUGAAAAGCAAAGAGAAAAUCGUGAUUUUGACUAUAAUGUUAUCCAAAAUAACUGCGAACAUUUUGCGACGUACUGCGUGACCGGAACACCGUUUAGCAUUCAAGCAGUAAAGUUUCUGAUGGUGAGCAAACUUUUUCUAGGCAGUGGAUUUCUUGGGAUAAGCGAUGAGAGAAUGCGCAACGCGAAAUUGUUCGAGAAUAACUUCAUAUGCAGUCGAUGUAACGAGAUGAACAAACGCCUUCUAAGCGUAAGCGUGAAACCGAUUUUAUCAGCAGAUAACGUUCACGCUGGUGACAUCAUCAGAUACACGUACUAUAAUUUACUGCACGAGGGAGUCGUUUUGGAAACGAAGAGAGCUGACAAGUCAUCAGUGAAUGUCAGCAUUGCGCAUUACGCUUUUUGUGGAUUUCUCUCACACAGAACGAUAAUUGAAGAAGAAAAUACUAUACGGUUUGAUGGCAGUUACGCUGUUCUUCAAUACGGGCCUCCGCAAUACGAAGUGUUUCCACCAGAAAAAGUAGUCGAACGAGCAAAGUCUCGCAUCAAUGAGCAGCGUUUCGUCUUCUUUUCAAAUGAUUCGAGUCAUUUCGCACGCUGGUGUAAGCUGCCACGAAAACGCAGCCAGUCGCGUGUACAGUUAAAUGCCAUUAUGGAACAAUCCUUCGAUGAACAACAGGACUUAACAUGUUCUCUUUGACUACAUUGCGUUUGUCGAUCAAACUUGUACGGACAAAAUAUGUUCGGAGAUGUGUAACAAAUAAUUGACUGCAAUGAUGUAUUGAAUGUUAAAAAGUGUUGAUUAAGAUUAAACUAGGGUUAAGCACGUGUUGCUUAAUGAUUAAGGUUAACAUUGCACAAUAACCCAAAACUUUGAGGACAGCCAAUCGGCCAUCUACAAGAGUAUGCAAUCAUGUGCCAAUUUCACUGUGUUAUUAUGGCGUAAUUGCACGCGAUUCCUAUCCAGGUUUAAUCGCCAAGUACACGUUCAUUUGGCACUUUCGAUAAAGUAAGCAAUAACUACUACGUUUAUUUUUUUCUAAAAUUUAACACUUAAAUUAUGGGUUUCUAUACUUUAAGUGGUUUUAUAAAAUCGAAAUAGAUUUAAAGAUAAAGAUUAAAUACUUUACUUGAGCUAAACAAAUUUAACCUGAACAAGAACCGCGUCGUUGAACGGAAUUUAUUACAUUUCUCAAUACUAUCUGUGUACAUUAACCGAGUGACAACCGUGCAUGUUUUAUUAUCCAUUGAAUGUAUAUUUGUAUGGGAUAGCAUGUGAGAGUAUUUAUGUACAUUAACCGAGCGACAACCGUGCAUGUUUUAUUAUCCAUUGAAUGUAUAUUUGUAUGGGAUAGCAUGUGAGAGUAUUUGUGUACAUUAACCGAGUGGCAACCGUGCAUGUUUUAUUAUCCAUUGAAUGUAUAUUUGUAUGGGAUAGCAUGUGAGAGUAUUUGUGUACAUUAACCGAGUAACAACCGUGCAUGUUUUAUUAUCCAUUGAAUACAUAUUUGUAUGGGAUAGCAUGUGAGAGUAUUUGUGUACAUUAACCGAGUAACAACCGUGCAUGUUUUAUUAUCCAUUGAAUGUAUAUUUGUAUGGGAUAGCAUGUGAGAGUAUUUGUGUACAUUAACCGAGUGACAACCGUGCAUGUUUUAUUAUCCAUUGAAUGUAUAUUUGUAUGGGAUAGCAUGUGAGAGUAUUUGUGUACAUUAACCGAGUGACAACCGUGCAUGUUUUAUUAUCCAUUGAAUGUAUAUUUGUAUGGGAUAGCAUGUGAGAGUAUUUGUGUACAUUAACCAAGAAACAACCGUGCAUGUUUUAUUAUCCAUUGAAUGCAUAUUUGUAUGGGAUAGCAUGUGAGAGUAUUUGUGUACAUUAACCGAGAGACAACCGUGCAUGUUUUAUUAUCCAUUGAAUGUAUAUUUGUAUGGGAUAGCAUGUGAGAGUAUUUAUGUACAUUAACCGAGUGACAACCGUGCAUGUUUUAUUAUCCAUUGAAUGUAUAUUUGUAUGGGAUAGCAUGUGAGAGUAUUUAUGUACAUUAACCGAGUGACAACCGUGCAUGUUUUAUUAUCCAUUGAAUGUAUAUUUGUAUGGGAUAGCAUGUGAGAGUAUUUGUGUACAUUAACCAAGAAACAACCGUGCUUGUUUUAUUAUCCAUUGAAUGCAUAUUUGUAUGGGAUAACAUGUGAGAGUAUUUGUGUACAUUAACCGAGUGACAACCGUGCAUGUUUUAUUAUCCAAUGAAUGCAUAUUUGUAUGGGAUAACAUGUGAGAGUAUUUGUGUACAUUAACCGAGUGACAACCGUGCAUGUUUUAUUAUCCAUUAAAUGUAUAUUUGUAUGGGAUAACAUGUGAGAGUAUUUGUGUACAUUAACCGAGUGACAACCGUGCAUGUUUUAUUAUCCAUUGAAUGCAUAUGUGUAUGGGAUAGCAUGUGAGAGUAUUUGUGUACAUUAACCGAGUGACAACCGUGCAUGUUUUAUUAUCCAUUGAAUGUUUAUUUGUAUGGGAUAGCAUGUGAGAGUAUUUAUGUACAUUAAUCGAGUGACAACCGUGCAUGUUUUAUUAUCCAUUAAAUGUAUAUUUGUAUGGGAUAGCAUGUGAGAGUAUUUAUGUACAUUAACCGAGUGGCAACCGUGCAUGUUUUAUUAUUCAUUGAAUGUAUAUUUGUAUGGGAUAGCAUGUGAGAGUGUUUGUGUACAUUAACCGAGUGACAACCGUGCAUGUUUUAUUAUCCAUUGAAUGUAUAUUUGUAUGGGAUAGCAUGUGAGAGUUUUUGUGUACAUUAACCAAGAAACAACCGUGCAUGUUUUAUUAUCCAUUGAAUGUAUAUUUGUAUGGGAUAGCAUGUGAGAGUAUUUGUGUACAUUAACCGAGUGACAACCGUGCAUGUGUUAUUAUCUAUUGAAUGUAUAUUUUUAUGGGAUAGCAUGUGAGAGUAUUUGUGUACACUAACCGAGUGACAACCGUGCAUGUGUUAUUAUCUAUUGAAUGUAUAUUUUUAUGGGAUAGCAUGUGAGAGUAUUUGUGUACAUUAACCGAGUGACAACCGUGCAUGUGUUAUUAUCUAUUGAAUGUAUAUUUGUAUGGGAUAGCAUGUGAGAGUAUUUGUGUACACUAACCGAGUGACAACCGUGCAUGUGUUAUUAUCUAUUGAAUGUAUAUUUGUAUGGGAUAGCAUGUGAGAGUAUUUGUGUACACUAACCGAGUGACAACCGUGCAUGUUUUAUUAUCCAUUGAAUGCAUAUUUGUAUGGGAUAGCAUGUGAGAGUAUUUGUGUACAUUAACCGAGUGACAACCGUGCAUGUUUUAUUAUCCAUUGAAUGCAUAUUUGUAUGGGAUAACAUGUGAAAGUUAAAAACUGUCUUGAAAAGUUAUUGGGGAUUAAAAAGGAUGUUUGCUGUACAUAUUUUAUUUCGUUACCAUUUUAAAAUUUUACUUUACAUUUUAUAUGUAGAGACAGAAAAUGUAAACAAUACUGAAAAUAGUAAAGCAAUGAAGAUGUUUUACUCUUCAAAAGAUUGCAAAAUAUGACCUUAACGUCCGAUAAGAGUUGCAAUAUAGAGCAUAUAAAGGAAUCAGCAACAAGCAAACACCUUUCAAAUGUACCGAAAUUGUGUCGGGUCGGUCACCUGACAUCAAGAUUUAACAUCAUGGUUAACGAGUUUGUCAGAAAAAAUAGCUUAUGUGUGAGUCGAAUUGCUUAAGUUUAAGUUUGCAACAUUUAUAUGAUUGUUCAAAGAGUGAGGUUGAAUAUUCAUAGACUUCUUAACACCCGACUUCCAGUCUACACAGUGAACAUUUGCUUUGCUUUGCUGACAUAAAUACUGAUAUUCAAAUGUUUAAUUAUUCAGAAAUAUUGUUUUUGUAUAUCAUACGUCAGCUAUGUGCAUUAAUUGUGACAUUAUGUGUCUCUCGUCAGUGUCUAUAAGGUCAAUUUGACAAGUUUGCUUGUCCCUGUAGUUUCCAUUAAAUUAUUAAAAUAAAUGCAUUUGUCUAUACAUUUUGUAAAUAUUUGAUAGUCCGUACUGAAGAAAUGUUUAUAACAAAAUGAAUGUCUUCAAUGAUGUAUGUAUAAUAGUGUAGUUUCUAUUUUGUAGAUAUAUAUAUAUAUAUAUAUAUUUGCAUGUUGACUAAUAUACAUAAUUGAAGUUAUAUUGAAUGAAACAGUGUUUACGCUGUACGGAAUAGGUGUGUAACACGUGAGAAUUGUAAAAGCAUUUCACAUAUAGUCAUGUGUCAAUAUAUAUGGUACUAGCUGAAUGUAAGUAUAUACCAUGUUUGAUUUUUAUGUUUGACAAAAAACAUAGCUGGUGUAAUAGUUCUAUUGUUGUAUAUGAGUGUUUUCUUCACCUUGAGUUUCUAAUUGUUUCCGAAUGUUUCUAUUUAACAACUUUUAACUCAUGCUCCAUUUUUUAUUGUUUAAAAAAUAAUGUUUAAAAUAUAUGACCGGGCAUUAUAAAGGAAUAUCAUAAGAGUGGAUUUUUAACACAGAAUAUUAAUGAUAUUAGAAUAUUAAUGAUAUUUUGGUAAAUUUCCAUUCUUGACUCGCAUAGAAAAUAAGUAAAAACUCAUAAGUUGAUGUACGUCCUCAGGAAUCCCGCUUGUCUCCGGUUAUUGCUCUUGCCAGAACUUAUUUAGUUCAGUUAUAGACAUUCAGACUGUUUGACAAGCAUUGUAUGAUGUUCAUGUUGUCCACAGGUCGAAUAUUAAUCUUAUAUUAGAGAGAUUGCUUAACACUUCAUGUUCGGGUGUGUUUACUUGUGUACUACGUUUUUGUGUGGCUACGUCAUUAGGGUAUGUGUACGUGUGUACUUACUUUUUUCGCCUACGUCAUCAGGGUAUGUUUACAUUGAAUGAGCUUAAAACAGCAUUCAUAAAAGCACGAAGAAAGCGAUUUAUGUUAGUAUAUGUGAACAUGUAUACAUACAAGUAGAAGUGUAUAGCGCCAUUCGCAAACGAAUUUGGCUUUCAACGGCAACUUAAGCAUUUUCGUGUAGCUAAAAGUAAAAAAACAAUUAGACGUGCACGUCGUGUUUCGCAACUCUCUUUUAUUUCACGUAUCUACUUCAUCUCCACAAAACGUAUUACAUACUGAUAUGUGUGGUUUUAUUAGCAUGAGAACGUGUGUACAUGUAUCGUUCACACACAUAAUAUUUGUAUAUAGUUUCAAUUGUAAUCACGAUUUGAUGCUGUUUAAAGCGCCCCUUUAAUCAGUUUCAUGCGUUAUCUUGUAAUGAUAAUACCUACACCUUUAUAUAAUUUUAGUAUCAUGAUAAUACCUAAACCUUUAUAUAAUUUUAGUAUUAUGGUAAUACCUACACCUUUAUAUAAUUUUAGUAUUAUGGUAAUACCUACACCUUUAUAUAAUUUUAGUAUAAUGGUAAUACCUACACCUUUAUAUAAUUUUAGUAUUAUGGUAAUACCUACACCUUUAUAUAAUUUUAGUAUUAUGGUAAUACCUACACCUUUAUAUAAUUUUAGUAUUAUGGUAAUACCUACACCUUCAUAUAAUUUUAGUAUUAUGGUAAUACCUACACCUUUAUAUAAUUUUAGUAUUAUGAUAAUACCUACACCUUCAUAUAAUUUUAGUAUAAUGAUAAUACCCACACCUUUAUAUAAUUUUAGUAUUAUGAUAAUACCCACACCUUUAUAUAAUUUUAGUAUUAUGAUAAUACCUACACCUUUAUAUAAUUUUAGUAUUAUGGUAAUACCUACACCUUUAUAUAUAUUUAGUAUUAUGGUAAUACCUACACCUUUAUAUAAUUUUAGUAUUAUGGUAAUACCUACACCUUUAUAUAUAUUUAGUAUUAUGGUAAUACGUACACCUUUA